Molecule: messenger RNA, 7533 nt
Organism: Spirodela intermedia
Lineage: Eukaryota; Viridiplantae; Streptophyta; Magnoliopsida; Alismatales; Araceae
Source: the annotation of a GenBank genome assembly
AUGGCGGAGAUUUCGUAUCUUACCCAGAGGGAGGCAGCGGAGAUCGACGAGGUUCUCAUGGGGCCUCUUGGCUUCAGCGUCGACCAGUUGAUGGUCCGUUUUCUCACCUCAUCCAAAUUACUGCCUCUCCCACUCCCUCUCGUUUGCUAUCCUUUGUAGAUAAACAACUGCCAUUCAGUCACGUGUGAUGAAUUGACCCGCAGGAAUUGGCCGGAUUGAGUGUUGCAAGCGCCAUAGCCGAGGUUAUGCAUUGGUUUGCCUUGACUCCUAUCGCUCCUGUCUUCUGCUAAUUGACAACUUUAUUAAUAUAAUUCGUCCAGAAAAGCUUUAAUAUAUUCUCUUUAUGUUUAUACCUGCUUCCAGUGAUGAAUAUAACCAUUAAAUUAUUUUUUCUGUAAAAUUAGAAACCAUGGUGCAUAUUGAAGGGACAUUUUUUUCCACUGGCAAUGGUAAAGGUCUGAUUGAAGUGCAUCAAUAUAAGGUGAUAUUUGGAAGCAGUCAGGGAGUGAAUCCGUGCUUCCUCAUCCUCAAGAACCUUGCGUCAUAAUAGGCUUCUUGGACCCGAACUGAGCUCUUCAAGAAAUAAUAGAUAUCUCAUGAUCCCCAUCGAGCCUCCCAUGGUAGAAUGGUGAGAGUAAAGAGAAGAAGAUCACAAUUUGCCCUGCGCUUCAUCUUUAUGAUUCUUUCGGAAAAUCCUCUCCAGCCCAUUAGCUUGUCAUCACAGGAUGCAAAGUGUCUAUUGUGGUCAUUGUGAUGUCUAAACUAGAAAUGCCUUCAUUCUGCUUUUGCUUCCUCCUUGAGAAUGGAACAAGGGGUUCAUUUCACAAGUGCCCUCCUAUGUUUGUAAUAAAGUAUGACUUAUCUGAAAUAUGUGCUUUGUUUUUCCACCCACUCAAGAACUGCUGGUAUUCCAUUUGGGUUCAUAUGAUUUGAUGACCCUCAAAUAUAAAUUAUAAGAUUUGUAAUACGAAGAAAGGUAUAGUGAUUGUGUUAGUGGACAGUUUAGCUAUGCCUCUGAUUUGCGUUGGCACUCUAGUUUGAAGUUUUUUCUAAAAAAAUUCGUCCCAUCUCCUUGUUGUGUAGCCCAUCUACUUCAGAAGGAUAUCCACGAAGUUCAAAAACUAUUUAGCAAUCGCAUUACUUGGACUUCUUGGACAUUUCUUGCCCCAACUUUUAUAUCCACUCUACCCCCUAAAACACCACAGUUUUAGGGGGUAGAGUGCAUUGUUUAUUGUUAAACAAUGUCAGAGUCAGAUGAAUAACAGUUUUGCUUUGUUAAUGUGCAUUGUUUAUUGUUAAACAGAAUAUGAGUAUGCUGGAGUAGAAAAAAAAUUGACAAGUUGGAUAAACAUAACUUGGAAGCAGUGUUUUCUUUAUUUAACUUAUUGAUAUCCCUUUCUCUCCAAAUUUCUUGUGACAUUUCAUAUAAAAGGGCUGGUCUUUAUUUCCAACGCUCUGAUGUAUCUUUUCUGAUACUAAAUUAUUUUUUUGCAUUCGAAAUUUAGCUGAAACAAUUAAAUUUCCGUUAGGAAAUGCGCCUGCAGAAAUAGUCUGUAACAAGAAAAUGCUAUCAUACAUCUGCUAAAUCACCUCUAGGUUUCUAAAUUAGUGUCAUAUCCCCUUGUCAGGACAGUUAUCAUCUAAUUGAUUUAGUUGUUAGACGGAAAAUUGAUUCAUGAAAGAGGCUCUGUAAGAAUAAUUGGUAACCAGAACCUGUUGGACUACUCACACCAAACUAGCACAAGUAUGUUAUUUUUCGAUCUCAUCCCAUUUUUCUCUUCCAAAACUCUCCAGAUCUUCAUCCGUUUAGAUAUUUGACUUCCGAGAAUCUGAGGUAUUUAAAAUGCUUAAGUUAAAGGCUGCUGUUUGUCAGGUGUAUAAAAGCAACGAAUAUAGCCGCAUACUUGUGAUCUGUGGUCCGGGAAAUAAUGGUGGUGAUGGCCUGGUAGCUGCACGGCAUUUGUAUCACUUUGGGUAUGAGCCAGUUGUUUGUUAUCCUAAGCGUACGCCCAAGACUCUCUACACAGGAUUGGUUACCCAGGUAAAUGUCAUUGUAUAACACAAACUGGAAACUUACCUAUGUUAUGUGCCAUAAUCGUUUUAACAUUUUGAAGUUAGGAGCACUAUCAGUUCCAUUCUUGUCAGUGGAAGAGCUGCCUCAGGAUUUUUCAACUGAUUUUGAUGUCAUUGUUGAUGCCAUUUUUGGAUUCUCGUUUCAAGGUAGGACUCUCAUUUCCUUGUUCUUAUAAUUAAGAGAAGUUGUCUUUUCAGCGUUUUGUUUCACUUGUGUAUGAUAAUCAUUAUACUUUUUUGUUAACGUUAACACCUUAGAAUGUCCAGAAAAUGAGUUUGGAAACAUUGGAACUACAAUUAUAACCUAUUGUCAUCCAAAUGGACUUUUCUCAUUCACUUGAAAUAUUGCCUUUUGGAAAUCCCAGGCUCCCCAUGAAGUAGAACUUCAGAUGCAUCUGAUGUGCUAACUUCUGGCUUACCAAUUUUCUGGAGCCAAAAUUUCGAAUGUUUUGUGCCGAUUAAUGUUCUAACAUGAACUUUGGUGUAAGAUGGUAUCUAAAAGAUUUGUGUGAUAAUCUAUAAGGCUCAAGAGUUUUUAAAGAGAUCCUCGGACAAUGUCUUGGAGAUAUGCGGAUUCUUGUGGCUCUAUCCACCUAGAGACCUUGAAAGUAAACAUAUUACUAGUUCCGGAAUAUAUGACCUAUAGCCACUCUAGAGUAUUGUCAUAUCUGCGCCUGAUCUUGAUUACCGACUGUAAAUUGUAUGCAUCUGAUAUCAAAAUGCGCUGUUAAAGUUGCCAUGUUAUUAACAUUUUAAGUACUGUUAGGAAUUGGUUAAAUUUUAUGAUCUGGGUCAAAAAUAAGUGCAGCCAAAACCAGGGUUUAAUCUAAGGCUAAUUCAGAUUACUUACAGAAUAUAGGCGUACUAUUUUAAAAGGAUUAAUUAUAAUGAUGGCUGUCCUUGUUGAACUAUGAUUAAGUGCUAAGCUAGAAAUUUACAGACCUGCAACAGAGAAAAAAGACCUACAGUAGAAUGCCUAAAACUUUUGUUGUUAAAUUUUUUGGUAUCUGUAAAUUUUUUGGUUCAUUUGUUAUGCCCGUAAUGCUAGGAAUUAGUCAUGGACGAAGGUAGAAAGGUCAAGAAAUAUUUAACUUGUUUGUUCAAGACAGAAUGGAGAAGUGGUUGUUUAUUUCUACCAUACUUUUCGGUGUCCUAGCUAAUGGGCUAAUGGUGGUAGUCUCAGUGGAGGUCGAGGAAUUUCAAUUUGGAUUAAUGGGGCUGGAUAGGCCAUUUCUGAUCUAAAUCGGGUCUGGAUGUGAUUGGGCGGGUCAAGUCGUUGGAUGGAGAGGCACCGCAUCCUAUAAUGGCUUCUGUUCAAAUGAAAAAAUUGAUUAGUAACAGUAAAAAUUCAAAAAAAUAAAUUAUGAAAAAUCAGAAAAAUAUAAGAUACAAUAAUUAGCUAGGAACUUGAAAAAUGUGGAAGGCCAUAAUUCUCUCUUAAAAAUAAUGACGUAGAAGAGAAGGGUUAUAACAAUAUACCAUUUAAUCUUUUGUUAACAUUUGUUUCAGAAAACAAUAGUGGAAACAGUAUGUGUUUUAUGGAGCAGAUAAUCUUCAGGUGGAAAUCACCUGCAGGAAAUAAUACCUUAUGAAGGUUUGUCUGGUCGGCCUUUGGGCCAGCUGAACUGGGAAGAUCAAUCAUACAUUGUUCGAUCUCAGUAUGUUUAGCUUAAAUUAGUGCCUUUUAAUAGGAGAUUGGAUUUCCUUGUAGGCAGAUGGGCUAUGUCUGAUUAAGAUUGGAAUUAACCUGUGUUCCUUCCAUGCCAAUGGCUCUACUGCCACCAUUUGAUCUUUGGGCAGGUUUUAAUACCACUUGUGCUUUGGAUCAACAUUCGAAAAGAGUCAUCACAACCUCCUAUGUUUUCGCAUACUUGUUUUAUUUUGGUAAUGAUUAUCUAUACAUCUGUUUAUUGUUAUCAUAAUCUGCAUUCUCAGGUCGUUAACCAACUUGCCAUUUUUUUUUGCCUACCCUGUUCAGUACUCGAUGUAUAGGGAUCAGUAUAAAUAGCAAAUAUGUAGUAAUAUCGGAGCAAUUUUUUCUGUAUGUGUGACAAACUUUUAUCGUGUAUCUGUCUCGUUGACUAAGCAACAUUUUCUUUGGGUUGCAUAGGCAAGCCUAGGCCACCCUUCGAUGAUCUUGUCCACAGGCUCAUUUCCUUGAACAAUCUCAGCUCAACAGCUGAGAAGUCACCGGCCAUUGUUUCUGUGGAUAUUCCCUCUGGAUGGCAUGUUGAAGAAGGAGAUCUAGAUUCUGAAGGAGGGAUUAAACCUCAUAUGUUGGUGAGUUUUUUGCUUUCUUAUAUUAUUCUUGAAUUUCUUAUGCAUGUAUCAGUAUCCAGUUAGACAUUUUCACCUUAUAUUCACCCUUAUCUAGGUAAAAUUAUUUAGCAUUUUCAAAUUCAUCAUAUGACGGUGCAUGUACCGUGUUUAGUAUUGAUCCAGCUGUGGUUUUAGGUGUCAUUGACAGCUCCAAAGCUCUGCGCAAAGAAAUUUACCGGGCCUCAUCAUUUUCUAGGCGGCAGAUUUGUCCCUCCACCCAUUGCCAAUAAGUAUGGUCUUCACCUACCGCCAUACCCUGGUACUUCCAUGUGUGUCAGGAUUGGUGAGCACCUAGCUCUUGAUGUGUCAGCCAUGAGACAGAAUUACAUUUCACCAGAAUUUCUUGAGGAUCACGUAUUAGCUGACCCUAUAGAACAGGUAUGACAUAUUUCUUGAGGAUCGUACUAGAUUUCUACUAUAUUAAGAAUUAUACUUGAAGAUCUAUCAAUGCCAAAGUAGGCAAGGUUUACUAUUGACAUUCAUACAAGAUCUAUCAAUGCUCUCUUGCAGUUCCGUAAAUGGUUCAAUGAUGCAGCUACUGCUCAAGUGAGGGAACCAAAUGCCAUGGCCUUGACGACCGUCGACAAGGAGGGAAAACCGUAUGUGGUUGAUGUGACUUUGUUCUUGUAUUUUUCUGUCUAUGAUUCGGAUUAUAAUUUUUACUAAAAUGACAUUUUAUUUUCGUAAUUAUUUAUGAGAUAUCUUUAUUUUGCAGGUCUUCAAGGAUGGUCUUGCUAAAAGGAUUUGAUGAAAACGGCUUUGUAUUGUCAGUGGCAUUAUUUAUUCAUAAUCAGAUUAUUGAUCACAAGUGACUAGUCUAAGUCCGGCACCUGAUUCGUAUGCCCAUCCUUUGUAAUCUUCAGGUAUACUAACUAUGAAAGCCGAAAAGCGCGUGAGCUGUCUGCAAACCCUAAUGCAUCACUUCUUUUUUACUGGGACCCACUCAAUCGCCAGGUAACAUUGCUUGAAUCACCACAACUUUUCCUUAUUUAUUCCUGGCUUUUAUAAAAAAUUUAUGAAAUUGAAAUUCAUUUUCCGCUGCCCUCAUUACUAAUUUUGUGAACGAACUAAAGACAUUAUUCAUGCCAUAAAAAGAGAAUGAUAUUUCUUUCCAUAAAAGGCUGAAUACUUUAGUCGCCCGUUUCUCAUUCAUGCCAUAAAGUGCCUUCCAUAUUUAUCUAAAUCUGUACAUGUACAUGUGUGUGUGUAGGUGGGCUCGUACCCUAGAGAGAGAGAGAGAGGGAGAGGGAGAGGGAGAAAAAGGGAGAAAAAGAGAGAGAGAGAGAGCCUGAUUUUCAUGAUGUGGCAGCCUUGACCCUGAUUACUGUUUGAUGAGCUUGUUGUGACCACUUGUUUUUUUCAUGAAAAGCAUCUUCCUCUGUCCCCAUUACUAUACCAUAAAUAGUCAAUCAAUACCAUGAGAAUGGUUCCAUUGAGCUUACUGAGCCCCAAUACAGUGGACAGAGUUUAAUGAAUCUGAUUAUAUUAUGAAAAAUAUUCGAUAAUCUGCUCUAAGACAAUCUCCAUGAAUAGUAACAUUGUAUCAUUGCAUAUAACAGGUGAGAAUCGAAGGCACAGUUGAGAGAGUUCCUAAAGAGGAAUCCGAGGCAUAUUUCCACAGUCGCCCGCGUGGAAGCCAGAUCGGAGCUAUCGUCAGCAGACAGGUGCGUUUAUUUUCUUCAUGCGAGAAUCUAGAAGAAGAUAUGGUCGGAUGCAUGAAUGGAGAACUCAUUAAGAAGUGCGGGUUAUUUUACCAGAGUAGUGUUGUUGCUGGGAGGCAUUUACUUCACCAGGCGUAUACGGAGCUGCAAGAUAAAUACGCUGAUGGGUUAGUUUUUGUUGCCUGAUAUAUAUAUAUAUAUAUAUAUAUAUAUUAUCGGGCAUCAGUGUUUAUAAUGUUUAUGGGUCAGAAAUGCAUUUUAUUUCAUCAACCGUUCUCUGAGUUCUAUGCUGUUACAUUUGUUUUGAGAGAGAGAGAAACAGGGGGGAGAGGAGAGGGAGAGGAAGAGAGAGAGAGAGAGAGAGAGGGAGAGAGAGAGAGAGAGAGGGAGAGGGAGAGGGGGAGGGAGAGAGAGGGAGAGGAGAGAGAGAGAGAGAGAGAGAGAGAGAGAGAGAGAGAGAGAGAGAGAGAGAGAGAGAGAGAGAGAGAGAGAGAGAGAGAGAGAGAGAGAGAGAAAGGGAGAGGAAGAGAGAGAGAGAGAAAGAAAGGGAGGGAGGGAGAGAGAGAGAGUAAGAAAGAGAGAGAGAGAGAGAUGGAGAAAAGGAGGGAGAAAGGGAGAGAGAAAGGGAGAGAGAAAGGGAGAGAGAGGGAGAGAGAGAUGGAGAAAGGGAGGGAGAAAGGGAGAGAGAGAGAGAGAGAGAGAUGAAAAAGGGAGGAGAGAAAGGGAGAGAGAGAGAGAGAGAUGGAGAAAGGGAGGAGAGAAGGGAGAGAGAGAGAGAGAGAGAGAGAGAGAGAGAGAGAGAGAGAGGACUCUUCUGCUUAUGAUUCUAUGUUAUUCUAGGCUAUAGUUCAUGGGGAAGACGAUUCUAAAUUAGCCUCUUUCCGGAAAAAAAAUAAAAUCAAGACCAGAUAUGUGGUUUGAAUGCAGUCCAUCUUCUUGGUUAUGAGGCCCAUCCACAGUAGAUGAUUCAACCCAAUUCAGAGAUCCAAGAUCCUCUCAUUCACUGAAACCCACACUUUGUUGACUAAGUUGGCUGCCGGAUCUUCACAGUAACCAGAGCAGCUCCCAAGCUGAACGCCGUUGACUUUCCAGAUUUGUUUGACCUAUUUAAAUGGAUAAGGGAGGAUCAUUUCCCCUCCAGAUUUGCUAGAAACAUGUUCGAUUCUUCCAUUCUCUCUCACUAAAAACUCCCCAUUAUUUCCCAUUCUUGUCUCUCAUCUUUCUCUCUCUAAAACCCUUCCAGGAGCUUGAUCCCCAAGCCCGAGUACUGGGGAGGUUACAGGCUCACGCCGACCCGAUUCGAGUUCUGGCAGGGGCAGCCUUCUCGCCUGCACGACAGGUCUGGUUCGUGGCUCCCUUCUUGUGCUACCUUUAGAGUAUCUCUCCUCACCUGUUCUUCGAUCUGGCUGGCAGGUUGCAGUACUCUCUGAGAGAGGCAGAGGGGAAGCGGGUGUGGCAGAUCGAGAGGCUGGCCCCAUGA